AAGCUUGAAAUCAAGUGUACCAUCUUAUCCCAGUCUUUAAUAUCUUCUUUACCCUUUGCUUCCGGACUCCCGGAUCAUCAGGAACCCCAUUUAGGCUGCUCAUACCAAUCUUGCACUCUUGCCAUUAUAUUCCCGGGGACACCAACAGUGUGUGAAGGGUGUUGCUAAUAGCUUCACCGACAUCCCACUCCCAGUGUGUACUACAGGCCAGUACUCGAGCUCCGGACCUCGGAGUUAUCCCGGGCCAUUUCCGGCCCAUAUCGGACCUCAGACCCGCUAUAGUUAUUGACCUGUAGGCACGGUCUUGUCAGUAUUUCAAGCUUACACUUCAUUACACUGUUCCUUCACCAAAAUACCCUUCAUUAUGUCUUUUGGCUCUGAUCCUGAAUCCUUCCUCGAGUAUGCCUUAUCGUUACCUGAUCCGGUCGGCCCGGACCCGGAAACCUCGGAUUCGUCGGACCAAUCUAGCUCAUCUGAACAGCAUUCUGAACAAGAUUCAGUUCAGUCUGGUACUAAUUCCGAUCCUGACCAGUCAAGUUAUGACUCGGAAUUUCCUGGCCCAUUUGACUAUGAUUAUCUUCAUGAAUCCUCUGACUUCGACUCUGAUCACCCCGGCCCUUAUGAUCUCCGUUACCUACAUUCCUAUCCUUCAUCCUCAGCCUCAGACUCGGUUGAGUCUUUCCACUCGGUUGCCUCUGAUAACUCCGAAGCGCCGGAACUCCGGCCCGGUGAUGAUGGAUCUGGUCAUCCUCACCUCGGACCCGAUGGCAGGCUUUUGGACUCCGAGAGGAAAAGGCGCAGGGUGCUCGGGUUGUGCUUUUAUUGUGGAGGAGAACAUAUGAAGGUAGAUUGUCUCAAACUGCAGGCCUGUACAGGACAGAACUAUGAUGCAGAUAACUCUGAAUCGGAUGUUCCGGGCUCCGAUGAUGGUUCCGAGUAAUUCCUAAUUUUUUCUACAUUUUAAUUCUGAAUUUUCUGACCAUUUCCGAGUCUUAGACCGAGUUUUCCUUUCCUUUCAUGAUUGUCACUUAUUUGACCUUACAAAUUCCUUUCUUUCCGAAUUUCGGCCCGUUUUUAUGCCCUUCAAUGAUUAUUCAGUAUUUGACAUUAUCAUU
Messenger RNA from Lentinula edodes (shiitake mushroom), 1115 nucleotides. RefSeq lists its product as uncharacterized. The record is from RefSeq and is a predicted model, not a curated record. The transcript has a single exon. Bases 365 to 940 code for a protein of 191 amino acids. Lineage: Eukaryota; Fungi; Basidiomycota; Agaricomycetes; Agaricales; Omphalotaceae.